GUCAUUACGGUAAUUGUAGGCUGCGGAGCCUCUCGGUGUCCGACAGACCAGGAGUUGCGCUGGAAGGCACUGCGCCCGACAGGUCUCGGAUGUUAUCCUUUCUUCUGAGCCACAGACAACUUCCCAUCUAGCCAGGUCUGGUCACCUCUCUGCCAAUUGGAGGUGACACAUCAAUGGGGUGAAGUACAAAUUGUCCAGCACCCCAUCCAGAGAAAGACGGGCUCACCAAUCUCAGGUGCGACUACGAGGCUGCCCCCCUUGGCUUUUAGUGUUCCUCUGACAAUCUUGACAUCAACCCUGUGAGAUUUAGAGAGAGGACAGAUUUUUUGCAUCCAUCUUGACUCAUCAGCCAAAGUCCCAGACCAACUGACCAGUCAGAAAGAGAGACCCCAUCCCUUGCCCACUCUCCCCUGCUGCUAGCUAGCACCAGCAUGGCAGACAGUCGACAGCCAGAAGACGGUACCCCCCAGUGGGACCCAUCAGGAGGGCAGGAGCCUGCUGGCACCCACGGAGCCAAUGGCUACUCGGCCUCAGCAUACAGGACGUGCCAGCCUGGCGGGGCCCACAUGGCCGCAGCCUCCUACUCUGCCAGGGAGAAUGGAUUCAAUGGGGAGCUUACUGGGGCUCACGCUAUAACUGCAGAGCAAGUGUCAGCGCGUAUUGUGCAGGAAGUGACGGCAGAAGCUGUGGCAGUACUGAAGGGAGAACAGGAGACUCAAAGGUUGCCAUCAGUUGAAGACACCACCAAUUUGCCUCCCUCUCCUCCCCCCUCACCUGCUGCAGAGCACUUUGGUCCUCUGGAACAAGAUGUAGGGGAUGAGGAGGAGGCGGGCCCUCUCCGCCGCUUCCAAAAUUCUCGGGAGAGGUGCAAGUUCCUCGCCCCCUCCAUCUCAGUUUCCGUGCCCGAGGACGACCCCUACCACUCCGACGAGGAGUACUAUGAGCACCCAUUGUUCAGCCCAGAGUGGACGCACUCGGGCUCUCGCCCCACAGGGCAGGCCGUGGCCUUUAGACAGAUUGAAGAAGAGACCAUGGAGGCUCUUACAGCUGAAUACGAGGAGGAGGUGGAAGAGGAGGAGGAGAGUGCAGAGGCAGCAGAGUCCGAGGCAGCUCUUGAUGAGCAGCAAUGGAGUGGGGAAGAGCCUGAGCUGGACAGCCCCCAAGCUGAGCCCUUAGAGCAGGCAGAGGCCAUAGACGAGGCUCAGGACCUAGACCUGGAGCCGAUCGAAGCAGUUAGUGCUGCUGCAGAAAGAUCAAUGGACAGAGAGGAGGAGGAAGCAGAGGGUGAGGAGAGCCCUGAGACAGCUUUGAAGAUGGACUCAGACAAGCAGGGAAGUGGGUCCAUGAGUCCAGACAGCAUUGGAUCAGAGAAACGUCCAGAGGAGUUUUUUGAGCCCCAGGUCCAAGGGUUCUUUGCUGGUGAACGAGUUGUACCAGAGAGCCCCACCAUGGAUAUGCCGUCCUUUGUACCUCAAAAUGUUCAAAACCAAGCCAAAGAAUCUGCCAGAUCUCUCACGCUUCAGCCUCCAUAUGGUGAACCAAUCACAGUGUCAGAGAAGCAGCCGUCAGUGGAGGUGGUGGAGUUCAGCAGCAUUGGUGCACCUUCUGACUUUUCUUCAAUGGGAGUCAAAGUUCAAGAAGGAGACUCAAUGAGAGACACAAGAGACAGAUCUGGCAUGUCAGCAUAUUUUGAAACAUCAACUGUUGAGGCUGAUGAGGGUAAGGGUGAAGGUUAUUACGAACUGAGCACAGCUGGUGAAGAGAAGAGUACAACUGAUUCCGGGUCUCAGGAGAUCAGUUACAGCACACUAGCUGAAGCCCAGGAUAAACCUGAAACCAAAAAAAGUACACCAGAAGACACUGGAGUGUUCACACUUCCCGACAGGAGUAAUGAAUGCCGACUUUCCCCGGGUAAACUGGCCUUAGAGCAGAGGAGUUACUCUCUUAACAUCACCAUUGGAGCAAUGGAUCAGAGUGGCCAGGGCAAACCUAGGAACUUCUCCCCACUGGCCACAGAUAUCAUGUCAUACACUAGUGGAAGUCUAGAUGAGUCAGCAGACUACCUCCCAGUCACUACACCCUCUGUGGAUAAGCCUCCAUCCUUCCCUCCCCUGAUCCUGGAGACUGCAGCUUCCAUCACUUCAGAUUCCUCAUCUCCUCCAAGGACCACUGAACCAGUCUCAAAACACAGCCCUGAACCAGAGUCACCAGAAUCACCGCAGCCCCCUAAAAAUGCCUAUAAAAAUGGCACAGUGAUGGCACAAGACUUACCUGAGAUGUUGGACCUUGCUGGUACCCGUUCAAGACUGGCAUCAGAAAACACUGACCCAGAAAUUAUCCGGAGAAAGUCAAUUCAAGCUGAUGUCCCUGCCUUUGCUGACGACCCAUUGGCUAGCCUAGUGUCAGGGGAACAGAGUCCUGGGGCCAGAAAAAGUGAAAGCCAGCUAGAGGAGAUGGGCUAUUGUGUGUUCAGUGAAUAUUCAGGGCCCAUGCCAUCUCCUGCAGAUGUAUUUAGCCCUACAGACACUUCUGGACAGGUCUUCACCCCCUCAGUUCUGGAGGAGAAAGUGGCUGAGCAGGCAAGGAAAUUAGCCGUCAGAGACACAUCUGUGGAGGACAAGAGCCAGCCGUCAAGAGCUGCUGAAGUCACUGAGGAGAAAGACCAGAAGCAGGUAGAGAGAAAAGCUUCUGUUGAAGAAAAAGGCAAGGAGAUUGUAGAUGGUCAGCUGACUAAAUCUGCAAGUGAGCAGGAGAAACCACCUGCUCAGCCAACUGAGUCCUUUGUGACACCAACGGUCACUGUGACUCUAGAAGAAGGAGGGAGGUCACUGAGUGAGACUGAACGACAAGCCAGUGGCGAAGGCUCAGCAUCUGAAACUGAGAUUGCUGACUACGAGAGGCAGAUCCGCAAAUUAGAGAUGGAGGACAGGCCCCUCAGUUUGGAGGAGGAACGAGAACUGCAGGAGCUUCGGGAGAAGGUGAAGCUGGUCCACCAGGAGGCCUAUGAGGAAGUGGAUGCUGAAGAUGUCUACCAGUUGACCGGAGUGGCCAAGGACCGUAUUGCCAGGCCAGUGAAAACUUCACCUGCUUCAUCUGUGGAGAGCAACAUCGAUGAUGACAAGCUGCUCUCCCCAGUGCUCUCACCUUCCAAGCUUAAACAAAGAGAGGUUUAUGGCUCCCCAAAAAGAACACCUUCACCAGUGUUAGGAAUAAACAAAGAGGAGAAAGUGAAAGUGGAAUUAGAAAGAAACUUGAAAGAAGAGCAAGAGAGGGAAGCAGCUGAGAAGAAAAUGAAAGAAGAGGCGGAGAAAAACAAAAAAGAAAUGAAAGAGAGAGAAGAGCGUGAAAGGAGAGAGAAAGAGGAAAGAGAGAAAGAAGAGGCAGAGAGGAUACUGAGGGAAGAAAAAGAACGGAAGGAAAAGGGACAGAAAGAGCAAGAGAUGAAAGAGAAAUUAGAGAAAGAGAAGAAAGAGAAAGAUGAGAGAGAGAAGAAAGAGAAAGAAGAGAGAGAGAAGAAAGAAAGGGAAAGAAUGGAACAAGAGGAGCGAGAAAAAAUAGAAAGAGAGGAAAAAGAAAGAAUAGAGAAAGAGUUGAGGGAGAAGGAAGAGAAAGAAAAAGUAGAGAAGGAACUAAAAGAGAAGGAAGAGAAAGAAAAGAAAGAGAGGGAACUAAAGGAGAAGGAGGAGAAAGAAAAGCUAGAAAGGGAAAUAAAAGAGAAAGAAGUGAAAGAAAAACUAGAGAGGGAACUAAAAGAGAAGGAAGAAAAAGAAAAGCUAGAGAGGGAACUAAAAGAGAAGGAAGAGAAAGAAAAGCUAGAGAGGGAACUAAAAGAGAAGGAAGAGAAAGAAAAGAAAGAGAGGGAACUAAAAGAGAGGGAAGAGAAAGAAAGGGAACUGAAAGAGAAAGAAAAGCUAGAGAGGGAACUAAAGGAGAAGGAAGAGAGAGAAAAGAAAGAGAGGGAACUAAAAGAGAGGGAAGAGAAAGAAAAGAUAGAGAGGGAACUGAAAGAGAAGGAAGAGAAAGAAAAGAUACAGAGGGAACUGAAAGAGAAGGAAGAGAAAGAAAAGAUAGAGAGGGAACUGAAAGAGAAGGAAGAGAAAGAAAAGAUAGAGAGGGAACUGAAAGAGAAGGAAGAGAAAGAAAAGAAAGAGAGCGAAGAGAAAGAAAAGAAAGAGAGCGAACUGAAAGAGAAGGAAGAGAAAGAGAAAGUGGCUGAGGUGGACAAAACGGUUGCAGACAAGCCUCAAGAGAUAGCGAGACAACCAGAGGAAAAAGUAGCCUUGACACCUGCUGAAAAAGAAGCUGAAAAACCUGUGGAGGCUGAGCAGGAGGAAGAGGGAGGUGAGGAAGACAUGUUAGAGAAAGCAGGGGCAGGAGCUGGGGCAGCGGGAAUGAAAGAGAUCCCAGAGACCCGUGCUGCCAUCGAAUCAGUGGUGACAGUUGAAGACGAUUUCAUCACUGUGGUCCAGACCAUCGAUGAAGCAGAUGAGCCGGGACACAGUGUUCGUUUCUCGGCUCCUCCUGAGGCUGAAGGCCUUUGUGUCGGUGCCCGGAAGGAGGAAGACGAGGAAGACGAGGAAUCUGUGGAGUUAGCCCAAGAAGCAGACAUGGAGGCUGCCAGUCUAGAGGAGGUGGGUGAUGUUCCUGAGACCCCUGCCUCCCCCGAGAAGGAGGCUCAAACCAUAGAAACAGAAGAACCAACAGAAAGCUAUGAUAGAGAUGAGACCACAAUGGACGACUCCAUCCUGGACAGCUCCUGGGUUGACACACAAGAUGAUGAUAAGAGUAUGUUAACAGAGCAGAUUGAGCCUUUGCCCAAGGUGCCCAGCCCAGUCAAAAAGCUUGGUGUGGUCCCGAACAAACAGACACAACAGAAGAAGCCAGAGAAACAGGAGAAGCUGGUCAAACCAAAGACCAAAGGAGGGCGGGCUAGAGGUCGAAUCUCCACACCAGAACGCAAACCUGUCCGCAAAGAACCUGUCUACAUCCCUAGAGAGGAAGUCAAGAAGAAAAAAGCUGUGAUAAGGAAGACUGAGCUUUCCAAAAAAAUGGAGAGUCAGUCUCAAUCCCCAAUUAAGAGGAGCAUGAUGAAAUCAGCUGUUCGCGAGACCCGCUCCACCCAGCACCACUCCUGCCCCAGAAGGAGAACCACAGAGGCCCUACCAGACAGUCGUCAGCCUCUCAGUGUUGCAAGACAGUCUCGCGACACAGCAUCGGACGGAGGAUCACGAAGCCCAGACAAGAGGUCCUCCCUGCCGCGGCACGGCUCCAUUCUGAGUCGCCGUGGGUACCAUGACCACGAGGAGAGUUCCACCUCCAUCACCAGCUCUGGCUCCACUGCUCCCCGCAGACCCACAUCGUUUCGCCCUGAGAUGAGGGCAGAGCAUAGGACAGGACGAGCCCCUAGUAUGACAGUAACAGAAUCAGUCCGCUCCCGUUCGGCUCGCAGUGGCCAUUCCACCCCCCGUACUCCUGGCUCCACAGCCAUCACCCCAGGGACCCCUCCCAGCUACUCAUCAUCCUCCAGGACCCCUGGAACCCCUCGCUCCCUCAGCUUGAUUUCCCAGGAGAGGAAGGUGGCAGUAGUCCGCACCCCACCCAAGUCGCCUGCAACCACACCCAAGCAGCUUCGCAUCAUUAACCAGCCACUGCCUGACUUCAAGAAUGUCAAGUCCAAGAUCGGCUCCACAGAGAAUAUCAAGUACCAGCCCAAAGGAGGACAGAAUCAUAUAUUAAACAAGAAGGUGGACGUCAGUCACAUACUAUCAAAAUGCAGUUCCAAGGAUAAUCUGAAGCAUUCUCCCGGUGAAGCCAAUGUUCUCAUCCCCAGUGUUAAGCUGGACUAUAGCCAUGUUCAGUCUAGGUGUGGGUCCUUGGACAGGCGGGGCUACUCAGCAGGAGGUGGAAACGUGCAGAUACAGAAUAAGAAGAUUGAUUUGAGCCACGUGACCUCCAAGUGUGGCUCUCUAGACAACAUCCAUCAUCGGCCAGGGGGCGGUAACGUGCGUAUAGAGAGUGUGAAGUUGGACUUCAAAGACAAGGCCCAAGCCAAGGUGGGUUCCCUGGAUAAUGCUCACCACACUCCUGGUGGAGGCCGUGUCAUGAUUGAGAGCCACAGGCUGGCAUUUCGCGACCAAGCCAAGGCCCGAGUGGACCAUGGAGCUGACAUCGUCAUCCAGUCGCCAGGCCUGUCUGGUUCUGUGUCUCCCCACCGCCACCGGGACAGCCACCUCUCCUCCUCCGGCAGUCUCAACAUGAUGGAGUCGCCGCAGUUAGCAACCCUGGCUGAGGAUGUCACUGCGGCUCUGGCUAAGCAGGGUUUGUGAACACUGGAUCUGUGGGUUCAUCCUCUGCACCACAGACAUCCUCAGCCUGAUUCCCUCAAACUCUCUUUCUCUCUUUCUGCCCACUCCUGCCACCUAGAGGCAAACUUCAGCUAAACCACAGCCUCUGAACAUCUCCACUCCAAGAUCCAUUUCUCAACUUUAAGUAGGGACUCAAAUUAGGAGCUACGGUACUUUGGUCCUCUUUAUUUUGAUCCUGAAUAUGUGUUAUAUCAGAUUCAUUAUGUUGGCCUCUCUCUUUAAAUGAUGUUGCAUAGAAUAGUUCAGUCUGAGCACUCACUGGUCAUAGAUAAGAUUAAGUUUGUAAGGACCAGGUAUUGGCUUGACUGGCCCUGGAUCAGUGUUUUGAAGAAGCUAUUGCCUUUUUCUACAUAAAAUAAGAAGUAAUGUGGCCAGCACACCAUGCAGCACAUGUUGUUCUUGCUCAGUAAACGUGCAUGGACGCCAAACCACCUAACAAACCAAGCAUCCUUACUGCAAGUCAUUCUUGUCAUCAAAUAUAUAAUAUGAUAUAUUUAACAAAUAUAUAUAGAAACAUGUAUAAAAAUACAAGUUCUUCGCCAUCUAAAUGUCCUCAGAACAUUUUAAAAGGAAGUGACAAUAUGGCUAUAAAAUAUACCUGUAAAAUUGCAUUAUUGCAAGAACUAGGUCUAUGUUAUGACAAGCAUGUAUUGAUUCAAAUAUUAAAAGAGGCUAUUUUGUAAUUUAAAAAAAAAGGAUUUUAGUAAGUUAUUUCCUCAAUUAUUGGAUAAAAAUUAAACAAGUUCAUGUUUUGUAGUUAUUAGUUGUUUACAGUGUAAUGCUUGGUGACAGUGUCAGACAGCUGAUUUGGUGUUGCUAAGGAAUGCAUCUCAGUCCUGUUGACGAGCAUCAUACACUUGUACCUGCUCAGUAGUUCAAUAUAGAAGCCUGUUUAUACUUCAGAACAAUAUUAAAAACUGGAGUUCGUUCCACAAACAUCCAUCCAAAAAGGAAACAGCUCAAAGUAUAUUGUCUUUUCAGCUUACAUGAUUGAACAAUACAGACGUUUCUCCGCUAACAGACUGAUGUUGCACUAAUUGGGACUGUCUGCUGUCUGCACCACAGAAGAAGUCGCUACCGUUUGCAACCUGAGAUUUAGCAGAGGAGCAGCUACUCUGAAAUGUCUGUGUGUGUGUGUGCGUUUGGUGCAGAGCCCAUGUUGUUUUACCACGGAUGCUACCGUAUCUGGAUGUUAUGUUGCAAUAUGUGAGAGAAGAAAUGGGAAAUGCUUUUUUUGAAAAAUCCAUUCAAAAGACACUUGAUGAAGAAAAAUAAAACGACUGAAGGAACUCAGUCAACUCAACUGUUACAUCUGUUAGGAAAGUGUUUGGUCGAUCUAGUUUCUUUUUCAGACACCAUCUGUGGUAUAUCUUGCCUCCUGCCUAAAUACUGCCCUCACCUGCGACUGUUUGUUUGCUUCUGUGUUUUUUCUGCAUUCCCCAUCUCCGUGUGCCCCCUCCCCGCCUCCACCCUACAGCAACUGUAAAUGUAUUUAAAAGGUCAAGUAGAUGUACGCAGUUUUUCUCUUGUUGAUAUGACACCAAUUACAAUAAUUAAUGACAAUAAAAAGGACAAAAACUGA
Seriola aureovittata is the source of this 7947-nucleotide messenger RNA. It is a transcript of the gene map2, whose product is annotated as microtubule-associated protein 2. The record is from RefSeq and is a predicted model, not a curated record. Gene Ontology annotation, cellular component: neuron projection. Gene Ontology annotation, molecular function: microtubule binding. Bases 432 to 6326 code for a protein of 1964 amino acids. The transcript has 21 exons. Lineage: Eukaryota; Metazoa; Chordata; Actinopteri; Carangiformes; Carangidae. Gene Ontology annotation, biological process: neuron projection development; microtubule cytoskeleton organization.